AUAUAGCACAUAAUCUCCCUAUCUACAUUAUCAAGCACUUUAAACUGCUUAUUCUCAGAAAAUGAAAAAAAAACUUUUUUCAUCAAAAUCUCAGUUUACUUUGCUGAUAAAAAUACUAGAAUUAUUCCACUUGAACAUCAUCAAGUCAUAAUUUUAUGAUUAUUCAAACUUUUUAUCGCAACAACGAGCAAAAAAAUUAAUUUAUGGGGUGAACACAGCUGCGGAACAACAGAAGUCAGUUGCCCCAUUUGUUCCUUUAUGUGCUGUAACAUACAAAAAAUGCUGAUAAUAUAAGGAAAAAAUGUAUUUCGUAUGAAUACGAACAGUAUGUAGAGUAAUUGAAUCAAUCAAUUAAAACAUCGACAUAAUUGAGUUGUUCUGCAAGAGAAAAAAAAAGUCAUUUAUAUUCAAGUCCAUAAAAAGACAUAAACGAAAGGUAACAGAAGCAAGCGACGUGUAAGAAAUAAGUGCAAAAAAGAGAAGAAAUAAAAAUUCAAAAUGCUUGAAAAGCAAAAGAGCUUUGAAAAUUCAACACGAAAUGGGCCGGAAAGGAACUCAUCAAGUGCAAUAGCGCCCAUUUCAUCAUCAUUGCCAGACGAAGUACUCGAGAAGCUUUUUCGUAGUUACUCACUCAAACAAAAGCGUUCAGGUCUAGUGUGCUUUUUAGCAGCUUCCAUUAUGUUUGAUUUAUGGGCAAUAAUCGUACCGCAAGGACAAAGUUUAGAAAGCUUAGGUGUAACAUGUGUGUUUUUAAUAUUAAAUAUCAGUCUGGCUGUUCUUUUAAAAUUUUGCGGAAAGUCGCGAUUUAGAGGCGCAAUAUGGGAAAUAUCGCCACUGCUUGCAUGGUUAUUUGCUAUAACACAACUAUUUCUACAACUUCUACUCAAAGAAGCCGUCACGCCCAGAGAUUCUCUUGGAUGGGCUGUUCUUUUAAAUUUUUUAGUAUAUAUCACAAUUCCUGUAGUCUUUCAAUACACUGGCAUUUUAUUGGCAAUUGGAUCCUUUGCUGUAUAUAUGGGCAUCAUUAUAGAAGCGGCUCGAAUGGAGGAAUACUUUUGGGAGCAGCAAACUGCCAACGUACUCUUGAUUCUUACAGCAGCUUUAAUUGGCCUUUUAUGUUAUUUCUUGGGCGAGGGAAAGCAGAGGCGAGCAUUUGUCGAGGCUAAACAAAGUUUAGAAGUUAAAACUUUGAUUGAAGAGCAAUCUGCUGAGCAGGAAAGAUUGUUGCUGUCAGUGCUUCCUGAGCAUGUUGCUGUUAAAAUGCGUCAAGAUCUCGGCUCUAAUGAUUCGGAACAAUUUAAGAAAAUUUACAUGAGCCGUCAUGAGAAUGUCAGCAUUCUGUAUGCAGAUAUUGUUGGCUUUACAGCAAUUUCGUCAACAUAUUGUGCACAGGAUCUCGUAAAAAUACUCAAUGAACUUUUUGCACGCUUUGAUCGAUUGGCAGAGAAAUACCAGCAAUUAAGGAUAAAAAUUCUUGGUGAUUGCUACUAUUGCAUAAGCGGUGCACCCAGUGAACGAGACGACCAUGCACAACUUUGCGUGUUUAUGGGACUCUCAAUGGUGAAGGCAAUUAAAUAUGUUCAGCAGAAGACAAAUUCACCGGUCGACAUGAGAGUUGGUAUUCACACGGGUGCAAUUUUAGCUGGCAUUCUCGGACAGCGACAAUGGCAAUAUGACGUCUACUCAAAAGAUGUUGAAUUGGCCAAUAAAAUGGAGUCGAGUGGAAAGGCUGGUCGAGUGCACAUCUCUGAAAAGACCUUGAGCUUCCUAAAAGGCGAAUUUGAAGUUGAACCUGCAUUCGGGGAGAAGAGAGAAGAAGCAUUGAGAAUUGCUGGGCUUAAAACAUACUUUAUCACGAAAGUACUCAAGCCGUUUGUUGCAAAUGAACACAUAAGAAAUGGUGUGAACAAUAUUGAGCCUAAAGAUAUUGUCAUUGAGCCUGAUGGUCCGUCAAUUGUAUCGAAAGAAGACGACGAAUCCAAGUGCACAUCUCCAGCAGAAUAUAACGAUGAAGAGGCGAAGAUUGCCACAAAUGUCAAGGAGGAAGAAGCAAUGGAAAUUUAUAAAGUUCGUCUACGAAAAGAACUCGUCUCACGUGAUGGUCAUGGUGAAAUUGACAAGGACACAACCGUCUUCUUAACAUUUAAGGAUAAAAAUUUAGAAAAGGCCUACAGCGAAUAUCGCGAACCAUACUCAUCUGUCCCAUUGAUGGCAUCACUUUUAGUGCAACUUAUCGGUAUUCUUUACUCAAUUUUUGUAUUACCAAGGACAUGGAUACAUUUUGUGAUAGUGUUGCCACCAUCACUUGUGAUUGCACUCAUCGUGUUCAUAUCAAUAGCGGAAAGUUUUCCUGACAUUGUUCCUUCAGUUGCGACAAUUGCUAGUAAAAAAUUCAACGAUUGUGUGUGGCUUCGUCGGAUUUGUGCAAUAUUCGUCAUUGUGUUGAUCGGAUUCUCAAAUGCUGCAGAUAUGCUUGCAUCGUCUACGACAACAACGGAAGCAAUGAGUGAAUUAAAUUUAAUUUCAAGUAACAACCUUUCUUCGUCACUUACGAAUACAAGUCGAUAUACGAAUAUAAAUGUGAAUAGAAAUGAUACAAAUGGCAAUCAUACAUCCAACAGCCACGCGAUAGAAUUUAAUUCUUUUAAAUCGCCAUACGAUAUCUGUAUUUUACCAUCAUACUUCAAUCAUUUUACUAUAUUAAUUCUCAUUGCAACGACUAUAGUUACACAGCUAUCGCAUAUAACAAAAAUUUUAUUGAUGGUCGCCAUAACAGCUCUUUAUUGCGCAAUUAAUGUGCUCUUGCUUGAGGACGCAUUUAAAUAUGAAAUCUAUGAUUCAUCAAAUUCAGGCGUUCCAUUACAGUUCAUCUUGUCAUCGAUGUUAAUUGCGGUAACAGUUGCUCUAUCAAUCCUAGCGAGACAUAUGGAUAAAGUGGAUCGUGUCAUAUUCAAGUGGAAAAAUGAGGUUAGUGACCAAAAAGAAAAGGCAAGUGAUAUGCGACGACGAAAUGAAGCUCUUGUUUACAAUAUUCUACCGAAACAUGUGGCUGAGCAUUUCAUGGGAAAUAGAAAACGCUCUCAUGAUGAGCUUUAUUCACAAAGUUAUUCUGAAGUUGGUGUUCUGUUUGCAUCAAUGCCAAAUUUUACUGACUUUUAUUCCGAAGAGACAGUUAACAAUCAAGGUCUUGAAUGCUUGAGAUUCCUCAACGAAGUUAUUUCCGAUUUCGAUGCUCUUCUUGAACUUCCUCCAUUCCAAAACAUUAUCAAAAUCAAAACAAUCGGCUCAACAUACAUGGCUGCUUCCGGACUAAAUCCAUCCCAAAUCUGUAAAUCUGACGAUCUAAUAACAAAAUGGGCAAAUUUAGCAUUGCUGGUUGAUUUUGCUCUGGAACUAAAGAAAGCAUUACAAGGAAUCAACGAACAAUCAUUCAAUCAUUUUGUAUUGAAAAUGGGCAUCAAUCAUGGCCCUAUUACAGCCGGAGUCAUCGGUGCUAGGAAACCUCACUAUGAUAUUUGGGGAAAUACGGUAAAUGUAGCGUCACGAAUGGAGAGCACAGGAAAAGCCGGUGCAAUUCAAGUCACUGAAGAAACGUGUCAGAUUUUACAAAACUUUGGCUACAUAUUCGAGCAGCGUGGGCUUGUUGCUGUGAAAGGAAAAGGACAAUUAAUGACCUAUUAUCUUAUCGGCAAGCUAGACAAGCCACCAGCAUCACCGACAGUGAAUCAAAUUCAUACAGAAGUCGAUGAAAAAGAAAACUUAAUAAAUCAAAAUUUAAUUGCACCAGAAUCACCAAAUCCUCUCACACUAUCGAGUGCCACUGCCAGUCCGAGUUCAGUGCGACUCAAUCAAAAUUAUCAACCAAACGGUAACAUUGAUACGGAACCGGAGAAUCUUGAAUCACUCGAGAGUAAUUGUGAGGAAAGUAUAAACGAUAAUAAAAAUUCCAAUAAUGCAAAGCACUCGGAAAAAGAUCCACUUUUGAGUGAUAACGUAAAGGCCGAAAGCACAGAGCUAAAUCAUUUCAUUAGUGAUGAGAAGAAAGCUUUGCUUGAAAAUGUCACGUAGGAAAUGCUUGAAUAAGUUAAAAGUAAAUACACUAAGUGAAAAAAAAUGAGAAUCAUAAGCAUAUACAUAAUAACUAGUGAAGCUUCUUAGAGUGAUUGUGACUUCUAUUCCAUGUCGUAGUUGGCUUCUUGCUAUACUCCAUUUCAUGAUGAAUCACCUCUUUUUUUUUGUUGCUGUUGUUAUUUCCAUUGUUUUUGUUGCCAUAAAAAAAAGUCUAUUUACACAUCCGCACCCCACCCACAAAUAUUUCAUAAAAUUUUUGAGCUUUCAAAAUGUUUCUCAACAAAAAAAAAAUCAAAAAGCUUUUUUCAUUCUCUAUCAAAUUAUAAUAUCUAUUUACAAAUAUAUAAAAACUUCUCCCUUCCAAUAUAUUGUAUAUUUUUGCAGAUGAUUAUUUAAGAAAUGUUUACUAGAAGAAUGAAACCUGACGUUCAAAAUAAAGUAUAAAGCUUUUAAUGCGAUACUACAAUCAGGAAUGACAAAGAACGAUAUCUAAUUUGGGUAGUAAAAUUAUAUAUUAUAGAAAAAAAGAGAGAAAAAUGGAAUUUAUUUAUUAUGAUGAUAUAAAAAACAAGAAGAUACUCUAUUUUGAUGAAAGCUCAACAUUUCUAUAUUAAUUUAGUCACUUUUGGAUUGCGUUUUAUUUUGAUGUCAUUGACCUUGAAUUUAAUUAUGGUUUUUCUUUAUUUUCGUUCGCGAGGGUUUGGCUCUUUUGAUGAGGAAAUAAAACAAUGAAUGAGAGUCUUCAUAUUAAUGUCAAUAUCCACCCUAUAAUUCAUGCAUUUUUAGUUUUAUAUAAUAGAACAAUAUACACCAAAGAACCAAAGAUAUGUAGAGAAUCUAAACCUUAAAAUUAAUUUCUAGGAAAGUAUCGUCUAUAUAGGUAGGAAAUUAUAACCAAAUCUGUGGUACGACUCUAGUUGGAAUUACAAAUUUUAAUCAAAUUUAAUUAGGUGCAAAACUUUAAAUCUCACGUGAAUGUGAUUAGGUUGUCCAAUUAUUACUGCAAUGGAAUUUCAAGAAUGUGCAACUGAUCAAAAUGAUCAUAAGUUGUAAGAAUUGAUCAAAAUGUAACACAUCCUUUUGCAGACCACUUCCUCAUAAUGCCAUAAAUAGAUUUAAACAUUAUUGCACCAGAUAAAGUAAAGGUUGUGUUUAACUAUUAAGUAAGAAAUGUAGUAUUAAAACCUAGAAUGGAAUUCAAGACGGUUAGAACAAUUCACUUCAAUUGUAGUACCCAUCUGUAAGUUAGUGCCUAUCCUGUUCAAACAACUUAGCAGUUUGACUCUCUUUCAUUUGGUACAGACAACUUCAAGUAUAUCAAAAAAUAGUCAAAAUUCAAUCAAAAAUGCAAAGAGUCUUAUCCUUCCCCACUUGUUAUAACUAAAUAUCAAUCAUCACAAUCCUAAUAGCCACAAAACUAGUUCAAAUUAAUUUAUUUAAAUUAGCACAGUGACAUCAAUUUAAACCGUAGUCCAUGUAAUGUAAUUUUUGAUUUAAUUUCAUUCAACUCUUUCUAAUUUUUCUAAAAAAAUAGUAAAAUGAAAAAACUUUUUAAAAGGAGAAUUAAAUGUGUUAAUAAAGAGAAACAAAUAAAAAAAAUUAAAAGACGUAGUGAAAUAGAAUUUAAAAAAAAAGUUUAAUAAAUAAAAUUAAAAAUUGAGUAGAACUGACUAGAUUAGAGAAAGUAAAGUAAUCAAUAAUAGCUAUAAACACUUAAUCAAUAAAUUAUAAUGUUAAACACUUUAUCAUCAAAAAAAAAAUUAAUAUUUACACGUAACGAACGGAAGCGCUUACAGAAAUAAAAAUGAAUAAAAUGUCUAUUUCGAUCAUGACAGCUUAUGGAAUGUUGUUUUAAGUGGCAUAUAAAAAUUAAAUGGAUGCUAUACCUUUUUUUUUAAUCAACUCUUAUUUUACAACUUUGUUUUUGAUGUCAAAUUUUUGAUAUGAUUUCCAACUUAUUUUUUAUCAAGGGGGACACAACGUGAUGGGAAAAUUUUUAUUGGAGAAAUUUUAGCAAACUUUUAAAAGUUUAAAACUUUCCAUCAAAAUUUUUUCAUCAUCAUGUUGUUAUCCCCUCUGCCCUUCAUAUUAAUCCACAGCACAAUGUACCGACAGAAAACAAAUAUGAUUUUUAAUAGAAUGGAUAACUGACAGUAAAUGAGUUGACUCGCUCGUCCGAAUUAUUAGUGAAAUGAAAAUUAAUGGAAAAGUUUAUUUUUCUUUUGACACAAAUUGAAUUUGAAAAAUUCGAUUAAGUAAUUCUUUUUGUACAUGAUGUGAAAGUUGCUUGGCUGUAACUGAAUGGAAUGUUUAUGAAUUUUAUAAAAUUGAAUUUUUUUAUCAGUCAAGACCACAGAAUAGUUUAUUUUGCUGUUAUGGGGAUAUAAAAGUUUAUUUUAUCAGAUUAGUUAUUUAAUAAGUUGAUUAUUGUGCUGUAACUCGUUGGGAAUAAUUAUGAUUUUUAGAUAAGUAUGGUUUUGGAUGAGAAAGAUUCAUUAGAAGUUGAAUCCACAGUACAUCGUCCAACAAGCUAAUGGCUGUACUUCAGCUUAACUUCAUUCUUUAUCAUUUCUAUCGAAAGAAGAAUUUUAAAUCCCCCAUCCAACUUCAUCUGACUGACAUAAUCAAGUACAGCAUGUGUUAACCUCGUUAAAUCAAAAUAAAUAUUUCACAUACAUUGUUGAAUAUUCUCU
This is a messenger RNA of Chironomus riparius, 6764 nucleotides long. Lineage: Eukaryota; Metazoa; Arthropoda; Insecta; Diptera; Chironomidae. The record is from the annotation of a GenBank genome assembly.